AUGCCUCCCCCACAAAACAUCGCAAUCGUCAUCUGCCACGGCUCCUACCACUCCCCGGCCCCCUACGGCCCCUUCAUCACCGCACUCCAAGCCCAAGGCUUCGAAGCCCACUGCCCCCAACGCCCAACCUGCGACCUGACAAAACUCAACGUCGGCGAUAUCAACAACCCAGACCUCGACCGCGACCCUCCACCGGGCGGAUACCCCACCGACACUGACGACGUGGAUACAACAACCCAGCUCCUGCUGCGCCUGAUCAACGACGAGGGCAAGAACGUCCUCCUUCUCGGCCACUCAUCCGGCGGCUGGGUCGCGACGCAGGCGGCCGUUCCAGAACUGCAAGCGAAGCCGCGUCGAGCUGAGGGGAAACCCGGCGGAAUCAUCGGGCUGUUCUACUUCGGCGGCUUCGCGGUUCCCGUGGGCGAGUCGGUGCAUGCUUUCUUCCAGCCGAAGGACGGGUCCGUCGUACUCCCGCCGUGGGUGCGGUUCUCGAAACACGGCCUAACCGGCCUCGCGACACUCGCCAAAGCACCUCAAUACCUCUUCAACGACUUAAGCCCCGAGGAGGCAAAGAAGUGGGAGAGCACACUAACCGCCUCCGGGAUCAUGACCGCGCCGCUGACCAACGACGCGUACUCGGUGCUUCCGUGCGCGUACGUGGUGCUUGAGAACGACGCCAUUUUACCCAAAGAGUUCCAGGAGCUGAUGGUUGGGAUCCAGCGAGAGAGGGGGGUCGAGUUUACGGUGUUCCGGGCGCCGGCUGGGCAUUCGCCGCAGCUGAGUUGGACGGAGGGGCUUGUUGAGAGUGUUAAGGAGUUUGUGGGUGGGAUUCUUGAGCAAACGGAAACGGUGGGAUCAUUGGGAGUUUGA
Messenger RNA from Aspergillus mulundensis, 870 nucleotides. Its product is annotated as alpha/beta hydrolase. The transcript is spliced from 2 exons. Lineage: Eukaryota; Fungi; Ascomycota; Eurotiomycetes; Eurotiales; Aspergillaceae. Bases 1 to 870 code for a protein of 289 amino acids. The record is from RefSeq and is a predicted model, not a curated record.